AUGGAAGACACUACAUUGAAACGAAAAAGAGGAACGAGUAUUCAACCCCGUUGGUACAACCAAGCAUAUUUACUAUUUUUAGCGCUACGUCAACAUCCAGAAAAUAGUCUACCUCGUAUACAACUUAUUGAUGCUGCGAUUGAAUUAGACAAAAAGAUUGGUGUCGAGUUACAAUUACCCAGAGUCUUUCGAGGCAAAACGCCAAAAAACUCCGCGUCUGCCACGUUGACAAACAAUAGUGAUCGUUACUUUAUCGCCUUCAAACCAGAAGGUUCUAAAUCCACGCAUUUCAAACUCGCUUACACCCCUGGAAAUGUUGGGGAUGCUGUCAAAGAAUACAACAGUUGGUGCACUAAACUUGUAGAACACGAUUGGCCUUUUUGCUUUGGUGUGCCUAAACAACAGAUCGAACCUCACUAUCAUACUCCAGUUUCGCAUACCGAUGAUUCCGAUUCGAUAGAUGCCAUGGAUAAAGACCUUGUACACCUUAAGUUGCAUGAUCAAUCACCCUCGGAAAUUCAGCCUGCGGUAGAUAGCUCGAUUAUCAGUCAAAACGAGGAAGAUAAGGCUGAUACAGUAACCAUAAAAACAGCGGAAAUUACAGACGACACAAAGAUGAAUAAGGAUAUGGAAGAUGAUUCGGAAACAGAGGAAGGGGAUCAUACUAUGGAGGAUCCAGAUACAAAACCAUUUAUUACACUGGAACAACUUGACCUGAGCAACAUCCCACAGAGUUGGCGUGAUAUUGUUCGAGUGGCUCCAUCAAGGAUCCCGUUUGGAGGUAAUGGAUUAUUUGCGAAACGUAAACUUCCUUAUAAUACUCCGAUUGGAUUUUAUUUUGGAGUGCCCAUGACAGAAGACGAAUUUGAUUCGCUCAAAGACCGAGUGGGAAGAUCCAGCGAAUAUUCCAUCAUGUACCGUCGUACAGUACUAGACGCGACAGAUGACGAAGGACAACCCAUCACAGAUGAAGACAGCCCACGGUUCUGUCCAUUUCAUUACAUGAACGAAACGUCAUCACAAAAGACAGCUUCAGUGGCAUUUGUGGAGGGAGCGAUUGUGAAUCAAAUCAUCUGUUGGACUAAAAAAGACAUUGAGGAAGGAGAAGAAUUACUCGUGUGGUACGGUAAAGAUGUGCAUCGUUAUUGGACAGAAGAAGAAGAAGAAGCCAAUCGAAAGAAGGAACACAAGGAAAGUAAAGUGGAAAAAACACGUCUGGUACAAGAGCGAAAGAUGGAUCGAUUACUUCAACGCCAGGAAAGGGAAAGAGCUUUACAGGAGAAAAAGAAACGUAAAGAAUUAAUGAAGCUGGAUAAAUUAGAACAGGAACGUAUAAAGAAAUUAAAAAGACAGGAGAACAAAAAGACCAAGAAAGUGGUUGUGCAGGAAGAGGAAUUGUUAGUGCCUGAAAAAGGUCAAUUGAUUAUCGUGGAUGAAUCUGGUGCUUUUUUCUCACAGGAUGAAUUGGACCAACAGCGACUUUGUACCACACAACCCAUGAAGGACAUCAUUCUCGUCAACUACAGCGAAUAA
Mucor mucedo is the source of this 1533-nucleotide messenger RNA. RefSeq lists its product as uncharacterized. The transcript is spliced from 3 exons. Gene Ontology annotation, molecular function: protein binding. Lineage: Eukaryota; Fungi; Mucoromycota; Mucoromycetes; Mucorales; Mucoraceae. The coding region runs from base 1 to 1533 and encodes 510 amino acids. The record is from RefSeq and is a predicted model, not a curated record.